AUGAACGACCUAACCUCAGGCCUCGCCUCUUCUUCACCCACAACCUCAGCUCCGGCGCCAAAGCUAACCUCUUCACAACGAACAACCAUCAUCUCCGCAGCCGAAUCAUUCGUUAAAACUGCAUUCGCCAACCACGAUCCCUCCCACGACUAUCACCACGUCAACCGUGUCCGUCUCCUUGCCCUCUCUCUCACCCGUUCGUCCGAACUAACACCUCUCGACCUUCUUGUCGUCGAACUAGGAGCUCUAUUCCACGAUCUCACGGAUUCCAAAUACUCUUCUUCCUCCCUCGAUCCCUCUACCGUCCUUGCGCCUUUCUGGGCCUCUCUCCCUACCCCCUCCCCCAUUUCCGAGACGCAGAGGGUGACGGUGGAGAAGAUAGUCGAAAACGUUUCAUGGAGUAAGGACGAACGUCGUCGCACCCUCUCACCAUCCCAUCGCACCUCCGCCGACAUUGCCCUCUCUGAAUGGUUGGAAAGCUGUAAAGAAUUCCAAGUGAUAUCUGAUGCAGAUAGAUUAGACUCAAUAGGAAGUAUUGGGAUCAUGAGAUGUGCUGCAUAUAGUGCCAAGGUGGGUAGAACGUUGUAUGUGCCCCCGGCGAAUGCAAAGAUGGAUCCAAACCCGCCAGCGGAACAGGGGGAGGGGUGGAAUGGAAGUGCGGUUGGACAUUUUUAUGAGAAAUUACUGAGGAUUAGAGGGGACAGAUUGUACACGACCGAGGGGAGAAGGGAGGCGGAAAGAAGACAGGGGGUUAUGGAGAAUUUUUUGGAGGAAUUGGGAUUGGAGUGGGUUGUUGCUAAACAGGGAGCGGAGAUCGCGAUGAUGAGGCUGGAGGAGGAGGAUGAAGACGAUGAGGAGGAGAGUGAAGACCUUCCUCAUCCUUUCGGGUCUGCUAUGCGAACAAUGCAUUUUGUACAACACACAACAACCGAAAGCAACAUUCACACGACCGAACCUCGCACUGAAUUGAACGAUCUAUAUUGA
Ustilago hordei is the source of this 984-nucleotide messenger RNA. RefSeq lists its product as uncharacterized. Lineage: Eukaryota; Fungi; Basidiomycota; Ustilaginomycetes; Ustilaginales; Ustilaginaceae. The record is from RefSeq and is a predicted model, not a curated record. The transcript has a single exon. Bases 1 to 984 code for a protein of 327 amino acids.